AUGAGCAAGGCUUUCGCCGACGAGUCCGACAACGAGUCCAAGACUCCCACCAAGAAGUCUCGACUCAAUAACAUCGCCUCGAUGAUUCUCGCUCUCGCGGAGCUGGAGGUGCAACCUGAGAAGAAAGAGCCCAAGGGAUAUCGACCAACGCCGUGGUGCUUCGUCGUCGCGUCUUCCAGCCUCUUGACCUGUCACGCCCAACGAGAUAACCUGCUGUGUUUGCGCGUAGUCGACAGCCUUGGCAAUGCAGCAGAGCCCACGGGGUGGCGCGACCUGGCGGUUCUGCGACAGAUCACAAUAGUGCUUAUGACCGCCGAUCGGAGGAGUCUAGUAGGCCCAGUACCGCUUGAGGGGUGGAUUGCGCCAGAAGCUACGAAGACCUCUCGAACGACCUGUUAUUCCUUGUCAACAUUACCUUGCUCACCCGCGCAGCGCCACCACGAAGAGACGAAACCCUCGCUCGCGGGCAUCAGCCUGACCGCUGCAUGGUGGCUCGUCCUCUCGAUGAGCUUUAGACAAUCGGCCGACACGCUGGACAGAUCACCUACCACAGCUUCUUGCUUCCGGUCAACCCUGGUGGAAACCCCAGGUUCGUCCUCCGCUGUCCACAGCCUGCUACAGUUCAUUGAUCCGAAAAACAACGCUGAGGAGCUUGACGCGAAAUAUGCUGAGUUGACCAAGGACAACCUACCAGAGCUACACCCGCUCUACCCGCUUGUAGCUAUCAUGGACACCUUCGAUGUCACUGUGACGCUCGCAGUCGUGGCCGCCAUCGAUGUUGGCGAGGUCAAUGAUGUCAGAAAUUACCACUGUCCGGCUCUGUUCAACAUGCCACUUUCCCGGGCGCUGGCGGCCGGGAACGAGGUCAAAGUCACCAGUUGCGAGCUGACCAUCAACUCGGGCCGUCAGACAACUGCGGGCUCUGGGCGUACAAACGCCAAUAUGAACCGCGAUGACGAGAUGGGAUGA
Molecule: messenger RNA, 969 nt
Organism: Anthostomella pinea
Lineage: Eukaryota; Fungi; Ascomycota; Sordariomycetes; Xylariales; Xylariaceae
Source: the annotation of a GenBank genome assembly